GCAAAGAACCAUUUCAGGACCAAGUGAGCGUGUCCCAGUUUCCUGCUCAGCGCUCAGCCAGCCACUGGGUUUGGACUGAGGCUGAGGCUGGAGCGCCUCGCCCAGGAUGGAGAGCCUCCGUUCUCCUCCGGCCUCCUUCUGCUCGGCUGCAGAACGCUGGUUCUCUGAUUGAGAACAGGGAGGAGCAGCUCACCCACAGAUGUGACCUUUUGAGGGUCCACUUGAUUCGCUUAACUGGGGUUUUUAGGGGCUUUUUGGAGGCAGGUGAAGAGCAGCACAAAGGUGUCUGAGGGCACUCUUUGGGCUGCAGAGACCUCCAGGUUGGGGGCGAAGGGAGGCUGGCUGGAACGUGCCCCGCCGCAAGCCGGGCAAGGAUGAGGCGUUUCCUGAGCAGAAAGGGCCGCUUCUCCCUGCGCCAGAGCAAGUCUGGGACCCGGAGCGCCUCCAAAGAUUUCUUCCUCGGCCUCCCGCCCACCAACCAGAACUGGCCCGAGGCUUUUGGCUUCCGUCUGGGUGGCACGGGGCCCAGCUACAUCCUGUCCGUGGUGGAGGGCAGCAGUGCGUAUCUGGCCGGUCUGCAGCCCGGGGACCAGGUGGUGGACAUCGAGGGCCAGGAUGUGACCAACCUCAGCACGCCGGCUCUGAUCGCUCUGGCUCAGACCCUGAAGACGGUCCCACCCAGCAUCGGAGUGGUGUCCCGGGUCGAACAGAUUGACAUCACUCCUGGUCCAGACGGUCGUUUUGGCUUCACCAUCGUAGGAGACAGCCCCCUGAUGGUGGAGGACUGUAUGCCCAACGGACCCGCCGGCCGUAACGGCCUGAAGGCCGGGGACUACGUCAUGGAGGUCAACGGGAUCCCGGUGAAGCAUCACGAGACGGCGGCGGCCAUGAUCAAAGCGGCCCAGGGCCGGCCUCUACGUCUGGGCGUCCUCAGUAUGGCCCGAAGACCCAAGAGGCUCAGCAGCAGCAUGAGGGUCCUGUCUCAGAGCGGGGACAGCGUCCGGGAGAGCCGCGCACACAAGGCCAUGGAGUUCAACAAGAAAGUGGAGGAGGUGCUGGGGGAGGAGCCAGAUGUGAAGGAGCAGCUGUUUGAGGUGCUGAAGCAGUACGCAGCUGAGCGAGACGUGGAGAGUCUGGCCGAGGCGCUGCCCGACAUCCUGAUCACUGAGGAGCAUCAGCAGCUGAUCGACAACGUCAGGAUCUUCAUUCCCAAGAAGCACCGGGAGCGUUUCGACGAGGUCGUGUCCCAGAGCCUGAUGAGCCGGCUGAAGGGGCGGAGCUUCAGCGACCCCAGCCGCAACCACCUGCGCCGCAGCCGGAGCGAGGACCACCCCGAGCGCCUCCUGGUCUCCACCCGCGCCAGCUCAGUGCCACGCACCCACGCAGAGGAAGGCGUGGCCCCGCCCACCCGCGGCAUGCGGAAGACCACCUCCCUCAUAGCUGGACACUCCAGCGGCUCCACCACCAACUGCAGGACAGUGAGAGUGUGUAAGGGUAACACAAGUUUUGGCUUCACUCUUAGAGGCCAUGCUCCGGUGUGGAUUGACUCUGUCAUCCCUGGAAGUCCAGCAGACAAGGCCGGUCUAAAACCAGGAGACCGGAUCCUGUUUCUCAAUGGACUGGACAUGAGGACGUCCUCCCAUGAGAAGGUGGUGUCCAUGCUGCAGGGCAGUGGGGCCAUGCCCACUCUGGUGGUGGAGGACGGUCCUCCUACCUUCUCCCUGUCGGAGCAGGACCUGGCUGGGGGGGGCAUCCCCUCGGAGCGAGCCCGCUCCCCGGUGCUCAGCUCCCUGCAGUGGGUGGCAGAAAUCCUGCCGCCCAGCAUCCGAGUUCAGGGCCGAACCUUCGGACAGCAGCUGGAGCACCUGCUGACCAUCCAGGAGAGGUACACCAUCUGCAAGGCUCUGGAGAACUUCUUCCAGCACAGGAAUGUUGACACUCUGAUCGUGGAUGUGUUCCCGGUGCUGGAUACUCCAGCCAAACAGGUGAUAUGGCAGUUUGUUUACCAGCUGCUGACGUACGAGGAGCAGGAACACUGCCAGAGCAAGAUCUCACGCUUCCUUGGAUACAAAGCACCAGUUCCACCACCACCUCCUCCUCCUCCCCCUCCUCCGGAGCCCGAGGUUGCCCCCGAGCCCCACCGACGUAGCAGCUCCAUGAGGGUGACAGGGACCACGUACAGGAGCAGUGUGAGGGGCCGUAGCUCUGAUGACCUGGUCAUUGGCACACACUUGGGCAUGGGGCUCCGUACAGAGACUUUGCUGGAAACAGGGAUGAGGUUGGCUCCAGGAGAGAGACAGUCAGGAGACGGUACCUCCCUUCCUGAGACUCCCAACAACCUCACCAAUCUGUCAGCAGUGUACGCUGAAUUGGAGAACAUGUACUCAAGCAAGAGGUCCAAGUCCCUGAAGAGUCGUCCUGCUCCCGCCCCCGAGAGUUUGCUGGACCUGGAGCCUCCGUCACGCACACCCUCCCCUACAAUACUCGCUAACACAGGUAGCCGUAAAGGCCCCCCGCCCCCCACCUCCUGGCCCGAGCCCCUCCCCAGCCCCCCUCCCUCCCAGUUCUACUCGUCAGGGCUGACGAGCCAGACCAGUGGGGAGUCCAACCCCUACAUCAGCCUGGACAGCCCCCCUCCAUCACCUCCAGAGCCCCCGGACUACCCGACCAGCCCCCCCGCCCACCUCAGGAACAAACGGCGCUACACCUUCUCCAAACCGCCACGUUCAGAAGACACGGAUCGCUUCCUGGACGCUCUGAGCGAGCAGCUGGGACAGAGGGUGGCCAUCAUUGAUGACUUCUUGACUCCGGAGAACGACUAUGAGGAGGAUGUUGUGCAGAUGGGAUUCCCAGAUGAGGAAGAUGAGGAUAAUGAGGAGGAGCUGGGGGUGGACGAAGAUGAAAAUGGAGGAUUUGUGGCUCCAGAGCUCAGCAGCCCGAGUGACGUUCAGAGCAGCAGUGGAGAAGAGAACGCCUCCUCCCUCACCUACUCUUCCUCCUCCGAUCACAUCCCUCCACCUCCGAUGACUCCUCCUCCACCUCCACCUGUUCAGUUCAACGACCCGCCUCCUCCUCCUCCUCCUCCAGCACCUGUACAGACUCAGCCUCAGCACCAACAACAGCAGCAGCUGCUAAGCUACACCCCUGAACACUCCCCACGGGGAUAUGUUCCCAUCCGCCGGAAAUCUGGACCCCCUCCGCCACCUCCUCCUCGCAGUAAUCCACCACCUAAACGGCACUCCUUACACAAGGUGAUGCCUUCAAGAGACGACCUCCAGGUCCACGCUACCAUACAAGAGCUGAAAGCCUUCCAAGAGCAAAAAGUCUUCAAGGAAAGGCAGGCGUAUGAGGAGCAGCAAGCAUAUAAGGAGCGGCAGGCGUACGAGGAGCAGAAAGCCUUUGAGGAGCAACAACUUUUCCAAGAGCAGCAGGCGUACCAGGAACAACAGGCCUACCAGGAGAAGAUUUUCAAGGAGAGACAGGCUUAUGAGGAGCAGAAAGCGUAUGAGGAGCAAAAAGCCUUCGAAGAGCAACAGUUGUACCAGGAGCAACAAGCCUACCAAGAAAGACAAGCGUACGAACAGCGCCAAGCCUACCAAGAACAAAAAGCUUACGAACAGCGUCAAGCCUACAAGGAGCAGAAAGCGCUCGAGGAGCUUCAAGCCUACCAGGAGCAAAAAGCUUACGAAGAACGUAAAGCUUACGAGGAACAAAAAGCUUACGAGGAGCGCCAGGCCUACGAGGAGCAACAAGCGUAUCAGGAGCAGCAGAUCUACCAGAGCCACCACUCGAUGCCUAACCAGCCGACGCAGCAGAAAGCCCACUCGCCACUGCCUCUGCAACAACUCCACCAGUCCUUACCGCCGCUCCCCUCUCCGGACUCCACCCAUCAGCACAGUAGCCACCCUCUGUUUAUGAUGCGGCAAGCACAGCAGCAACAAGCCCACCAGAGUCACCACCACCGCCGUCUGUCCCGUUCAGCCCCACCUCCACACCAGCCGUCGCCCCAACCGACAGCACACCCCAACCAACAGGCUCAGUACGCUGAGGGCAUCUACCAAAGUCACCAGGGCCUGAGAACCCAGGGCCACCAUUCCUCUGCAGAGAUGCUCCACCAGAUGCACCAAGCCCCAGCCGACCACUCCUCCACCGAGAUGCUCCACCAGUUGGUGCAAUCCCAGACGCACCACUCAUCUGCCGAGAUGCUCCAGCAGAUGCAACAGGCCCACGGCCACUUCUCGUCUUCAGAAAUGCUCCACCAAAUACACAAAACCAAGGCCCAUCAUUCCUCAACGGAGGUCCUGCACCAGGGUCAUCAGAUGCAGCAAAUGCAGCCCCACCACUCCUCCACCGAACUCCUCCACCAAGCGCACCAGAUGCAUCGGGGACAAGCGCACCAUUCCUCCACAGAGCUGCUCCAUCAAGCCCAACAGAUGCACCAAACAAAACCGCAUCACUCCUCCACGGAGCUGCUCCACCAGGCCCACCAGAUGCACCAAACAAAGCCCCACCACUCCUCCACGGAGCUGCUCCACCAGGCCCACCAGAUGCACCAAACAAAACCGCAUCACUCCUCCACAGAGCUGCUCCAUCAGGCCCAGCAAGACCCUCCCUCUCUUCCAGUUCAGUUAAACCGGGACAGCCACUCCCACCAGAGUCGGAGAAGUCUUAAAAGUCACCAUCAGCCCCAAGUGUCACCUCAAGGCAGACACCAAGAACAGCAGAUCCUCCAAACCCAUCACCCCCAGCCCACCAAACCCUCUCCCCAAAGACCCCACUCGAUCCAGCAGACCCACCACCACUCCAGCACCCCUCAGAUCCACCACAUCCACCAUAUGACCCCACAGCCCCCUCCGCAGGACUACCAACACCAGAUCCAUGUCAUCCACCCUCCCCAGCAGCCCCACAGGCCUCAGCCGCUUCUCUCCACCUUUCAGCCCCUCCAGCCCCACCAGCCCACCCUCUCCACUUUCCAGCCUCUGCCCCAGCACCACCAGUCCCAGCACCAAGUCCAGCCCUCCACCCAAGCCCCCCGUCCGCAGUCCCAGCCCUCACAUCACCUGCUGCACCACCAGCCCCAAACCCAGUCCCACCACAAGCAGUCCCACGGCCAGGGCCAGCCCCAGUCGCUCCCCCACUCGCUGUCCGACCCUUCGGAGCACCUGGAGCCCCCUCCGCCUCCACCCCUGCCCCCACCCUGCUCCCCUCCACCGCUGCCCAGGCCUUCGCUCUCCAGGAUGGACUCCAACCACAUGAGUGUGAAGAGGUUGCGCUGGGAGCAGGUGGAGAACUCAGAGGGGACCAUCUGGGGACAGUUGGGAGCAAAUUCUGACUAUGACAAACUCCACGACAUGGUGAAGUAUCUGGACCUGGAGCUGCACUUUGGGACACAGAAGAGUGCCAUGCCUGCUCCGGAGCCCACCCUCCUGCCUGAAGCCUUCAAGAAGAAAGAUGUGAUUGAGAUUCUGUCUCAUAAGAAGGCCUAUAAUGCUUCCAUCCUGAUAGCCCACCUAAAGCUGUCUCCUGGCGAGCUCCGUCAGGUGCUGAUGAACAUGGUGAGUGAGCGUCUGGAGCCGGCCCACAUCAAGCAGCUGCUGCUGUACGCUCCCGAUGCAGAGGAGGUGAAGAAGUACGAAGAGUACAGACAGGACCCAAGCAAACUCAGUGAGCCAGACCAGUUUGUGUUGCAGAUGUUAUCAGUACCGGAGUACCAAACCCGCCUGGAGAGCCUCCUCUUCAAGUGCUCCCUGCAGGAGAAGACGGAGGAGCUGAGGGGAGCGUACGACUGCCUCUACAAGGCUUCGAUGGAGCUGAAGACGAGCAAGAAGCUGGCCAAGAUACUAGAGUUUGUGUUGGCGAUGGGGAACUACCUGAAUAACAGCCAGCCCAAACCCAACAAGACUACAGGCUUCAAGAUCAACUUCCUGACAGAGUUGAGCACAACUAAAACGGUGGAUGGGAAGUCAACAUUUCUACAUAUUCUGGUGAAGUCGUUAUGUCAUCACUUCCCUGAGGUGUUGGAUUUUUCCAAAGAUUUAACAAUGGUUCCUCUUGCUGCCAAAGUAAACCAGAGGAUUAUCACAUCAGAUAUGAACGAUCUUCUUACAACCAUCCAGGACAUUCGCUCAGCCUGUCAGAAGAUGCCUUCCACUUCUGAGGACCGCUUCACGGUCGUCAUGAGUAACUUCCUGGAGAACAGUCACCCAGCAGUCCAGUCUCUGGAGUCCCUGCAGCAGAGAGCUAUGGAGGAAUUCAGCAAAACUGCCUCUUACUUUGGAGAAGACAGCAAAGCCACAAACACUGAGGCCUUCUUUGGUAUCUUUGCCGAGUUUAUUGGCAAAUUUGAGAGAGCUCUCAGUGAUCAACAAGCUGCAGAAAUCCCCAAGAGCCCCAGAAGUCCACGCAUGGCCUCCCCACUGGCCUGGUAACACACACACACACACACACACACACACACACUAACAUAUGGAGAUGACAUGUAAACAUACACACACACUGGCCCUCAUUUAUCAAACGAGCGUCUCUCUACACCUCAACCUGACUGAGAGAAGCUGCUGCUAAUUCAUGUUAGCAUUAACUGGGAUGUUAGCAAUUUGGCUAGCAAAAAACAAAAACAAAAUGUUUGUUACUGACCUCAGAAAACUGAGCAGCGACUCCUUGGAGUGUCUGUUAGUCCAACCAAACACUGAACAAGACAUUUUUACUGAACAAAACGCUCAAAUAAACCGUCAUUAAGUGAAAAUACAGUGAAAGGGUCAAAGUUAUGAGACCAAACCGCUAAACGUCCUUUUUUUAUAUCUAUAUAACGUUAUAUAUAACUUUAUUGAC
Molecule: messenger RNA, 6828 nt
Organism: Centropristis striata (black sea bass)
Lineage: Eukaryota; Metazoa; Chordata; Actinopteri; Perciformes; Serranidae
Gene: grid2ipa
Product: glutamate receptor, ionotropic, delta 2 (Grid2) interacting protein, a
Exons: 23
Coding region: 375-6428 (2017 amino acids)
Biological process (GO): regulation of DNA-templated transcription
Molecular function (GO): protein binding
Source: RefSeq, a predicted model, not a curated record